Molecule: messenger RNA, 1815 nt
Organism: Drosophila takahashii
Lineage: Eukaryota; Metazoa; Arthropoda; Insecta; Diptera; Drosophilidae
Gene: Abi
Product: tyrosine kinase Abl
Biological process (GO): neuron migration
Cellular component (GO): SCAR complex; lamellipodium; actin-based cell projection
Molecular function (GO): signaling adaptor activity; SH3 domain binding
Source: RefSeq, a predicted model, not a curated record
CUGACCAAGUGUUGGGAAACGCCGCCCUCUGCAGCACCAGCUCGAGCGUUCUUUUUUCGCUGAAAAUGUAAAGAAAACUGCAUUUAAGUGCAUUUAAAGCGAAGCAAUCAGCCUGGAAAAGCCUUUGUUGUGCAAUCGCAUAGUCAAUAAACAGCCACACCCAUGUUGACCGAAGCCCCCAUGGCCAGCGAGAACAUCAUGGACGAACUAGCCUCUCUGAUACGCACCGAGAUCCCCGACGGCCGCCAGAGUCUGCGGGACAGCUACACGAACCUGGAGCGGGUGGCCGACUACUGCGAGGACACCUACUACCGCGCGGAGAACAAGAAGGCGGCCCUGGAGGCCACCAAGAACUACACCACCCAGUCGCUGGCCAGCGUCGCCUACCAGAUCAACACGCUCGCCUACAGCUACAUGCAGCUCCUCGAGCUUCAGGCCCAGCAGCUGGGCGAGAUGGAGUCCCAGAUGAACCACAUCGCCCAGACGGUGCACAUCCACAAGGAGAAGGUGGCCAGGAGGGAGAUCGGCGUGCUGACGGCCAACAAGGUGAGCUCGCGCCAGUUCAAGAUCGUGGCGCCCAUCAAUCCGGAGAAGCCCAUCAAGUAUGUGCGCAAGCCCAUCGACUACUCGAUGCUGGACGAGAUUGGCCACGGCAUCAACUCGGCCUCGCACUCGCAAGUGCGGCAAAAGCAUCGGGGCUCCAGCCAUGGGUCCGUGCAAUCGCUGUUGCCCCCUUCGGUGGGUCCGCCGCCGACCACGAAGCCCCCGACUCCGCCGCAGAUGUCGCGGGCUGGAAACACCGGCACCCUGGGCAAGUCGGUCAGCAAUACUGGGACGCUGGGCAAGAGCUCGCGGGAGUACCGCACUCCGCCGGUGGUCAAUCCACCGCAGGUGCCCUCGCACUACGCCCCCAACUAUCCGAUUGGUCAUCCCAAGCGCAUGUCGACGGCCUCGUCCACGAUGACCACCACCACCACGGGCGGUGGAGCGGCAGGCAAUGAGCGGGCUGCUGGGUACAGUGCACUGCCGAUGCCACCCAGCCAGCAGAUAGCCACCCAUGUGAACCUGCCGUCCGCGGGCAUGAUGCAAUCGCUGCCACCGCCGCCACCCACAACGUACGACGAUCGCAGCAGCAUGCCACCAGCUCCCCCUUCACCGCUAACGGUGUCGCAGCACGAGAUGACGGAGCAGAGUCACAUUGGCAUGCACACCUUGGGACGCAACAUCAACAGGAAUCCAAAUCGAAAUCAUUUCAGCUUGAACUUUGCUCGUCCCGGCUCCCAGUCGCCGCCCUUGCCGCCUCCGCCGCCGCCGGAGGAUGAGCACCAGGACUUUGGGCGACCACGCACCUCGACGGGACCGCAGCUGGCGCCCAUAGUGCCCGAGGAUCAGAACUUGCCCGGCUGGGUGCCCAAGAACUUCAUUGAGAAGGUGGUAGCCAUUUACGACUACUAUGCCGACAAGGACGAUGAGCUCAGCUUCCAGGAGAGCUCGGUGCUGUACGUGCUCAAGAAGAACGACGACGGUUGGUGGGAGGGCGUCAUGGAUGGAGUGACCGGCCUGUUUCCGGGCAAUUACGUAGAGCCCUGCGUCUAAGCCUCGCCUCGAUAUUCUAAACAUGCCAACCAUUACAAUAAUCUGCAUUAUCUGGUCUGUUCCAGUCCUCCGCUGCUUCUCAAGAACCUCUAAGACAUAAUUUCAAUGAUCAAGGACGGUUGUGAGGACAACUGAGGACCGCAACAGGCUCAGCUGACAAUGACGAUAACAUUUUGAGCAUAUUGAUAAGGACAAUUAUACAAUUACACACCCAAACAA